Erinaceus europaeus (western European hedgehog) is the source of this 2144-nucleotide messenger RNA. RefSeq names its product complement factor H-related protein 3-like. The transcript has 10 exons. The record is from RefSeq and is a predicted model, not a curated record. Lineage: Eukaryota; Metazoa; Chordata; Mammalia; Eulipotyphla; Erinaceidae. Bases 89 to 1810 code for a protein of 573 amino acids.
UAUUUGGUCAUUCUUAAUGAAGCAACUUCAAACCCCAAAUAUGCAACCAGAAUAUCUGCAUCAACAUAUUAAUGGGAAUAACUAACUAAUGGGAAUAAUGUUACUCAUUGGUGUCAUUCUCAGUUUAUGGGUCUCCUGUGCUCAUGGACAAGAAAAACACUGUGAUUUUCCAGAAAUAAAGCAUGGGCAACUGUUCAACAAAGAGAGGGUUAGGAAAUACUUUCCAGCACAUAUAGGAAAAUCCUUUUACUAUCACUGUAAUGAGAACUACCAGCCUCCUUCACAAGUCUACUGGGCUGAAAUUACUUGCACAAAAGAUGGAUGGUUUCCAGAAGUGCCCUGCCGAAGAAGAUGUUUGCUCGAUUAUUUGGAAAAUGGACACAUUCUACAUGAAAACAAAAUAUUUGUUCAGGAUGACACUGUAAAAGUUGCCUGCUCUUCUGGCUACAGUCUUCAAAAUGGCCAGAGCAUAUUAACAUGCACAGAAAAAGGCUGGUCCCCCCUUGCAAAAUGCAUCAAUAUCAAUGAAGCCUGUGCUCCUCCUAAUAUUCUAAAUGGUAUCUACAGAUCUGAAAAGCACACAUACAAAAUAGAGGAUGUGAUUACAUAUGAGUGUAAAAGUGGCUUCUAUCCCUCAACCCAGGGAAAUACAGUGAAAUGCACCAUUACAGGCUGGGCACCUACACCAAAAUGUGAUUUGAAGCCUUGUGAUUUUCCAGAAAUAAAACAUGGACAUCUGUACAACUCGGAGCGUUUUACACCAAACUUUCCAGUACCUAUAGGAAAAAUAUUUUACUAUUCCUGUGAUGAAAAUUUUGAGGCUCCUUCACAACGUCACUGGGCUCAUAUUUCUUGUACAAAAGAAGGAUGGUUUCCAGAAGUGCCCUGCCGAAGAAAAUGUACUUUCAAUUCUUUGGAAAAUGGACAAGCGCCAGUUAGCAAGAGAAUAUAUUUAGAAGGUGACACUGUAAAAGUUGACUGCAAUGCUGGCCACAGUCUUCAAAAUGGUCAGAGUGUGAUGGCAUGUACAGAGCAUGGCUGGUCUCCUCCUCCCAGAUGCAUCCAUGUCAAAACAUGUUCAAAAUCAGAUAUAGAAAUUGAGAAUGGCUUCUUUUCUCAGUCUGCCCACACAUAUAUUUUAAAUAGGAAAACACUAUAUAGGUGUAAGCCAGGAUAUGUAACAGAACAUGGCAGAACAAUAGGAUCGAUUACAUGCCUGGAGAAUGGAUGGUCAGAUAAACCCGUAUGCACUAAACUUUGUGGUUUGCCAGUAUUUAGGAAUUCCUUUAGCAAUAGCACUAAGAAACGGUUUAAGCUGAAUGACACAUUAAACUAUAAAUGCCUAGAGGGAUAUGAAAACCGAGAUGGAAACACCACGGGUUCCAUCAUUUGUGGUGAGGUCGGAUGGAACCAUUUGCCAACAUGCUAUAACUCAAAAGAAAAAUGUGGACCUCCACCUGCUAUUGACAAUGGAGAUAUCACCUCUUUCUUAUUAAAAGUUUAUCCUCCAGAGUCAAAACUUGAAUACCAAUGCCAGGCUUACUACAUGCUCCAGGGUUCUAAAUACAUAGUGUGUGAUUAUGGACAAUGGUCAAAACCUCCAAAAUGUAUAGAUCCAUGUAUUGUAGAUGAAGAGAGCAUGAAUAAAAACAACAUACAGUUAAGAUGGAAAAAUGACUCCAAAAUCUAUGUAAAAACAGGGGAUAUCAUUCAAUUUAUAUGUAAAACAGGAUAUCGUGAACAUUCACCACAGCAGUCAUUUCAAACAGUGUGUCAGGAAGGGGUAGUGAGAUACCCCAAAUGUGAAUAAACAAGUUCUGUUUCCUAAGUGUGUGGCAAUUUCCAGCUAUCACAUUCCCUGUCUCAAGGCUGGCUAAUUUCCAGUCUUUUCCUGCUAUUUUCUAUUAAAAAAAAUGAUGUGGAAGUAUCAAUUUACAAUUUAAUAUUUACUCACAAGAACACUAAACUACCGCCUACACAUAUACCAAAGCAGUAAUCAUUUACCAGUACCUGACAGAAGACCACCUAUCCCAUACAUGAUUUAUAGGUUAUUGAUUACGUGUUGUCAAUUUUUGUUGUAAAUAAGAAAGAUUUCUUGAAAAUUCUCACCUAUAAUAAAAACUCAAAUACCUAUUUACUUUUAA